CGGAGUGGCGACCCAGUCUGCAGAGCCUGGAUUGUGUGUAUUUGAGUGCGUACACACACACACACACACACACACCUGUGUGUGAGAGCUGAUACCACACUGUCUGUAUGUGAGAUGAGGAGAAGCUAAGUGGCUACCACGACCACCCCGAUCAGACAGUUUCCUGUGAUGUAAGAUGGAUUAGAGCCCCACACUACAGGAGAUCAAAGGUGGCUGUGACAGGGGCACCCCCGGGGCAGGACCCAUGAGGAGUCAUAGAAGAUGCUCACAGUCUGGGCGCUUCUGCUCUUCUUAGCCAUGUGGGUGAGAAGCACCUCCGGUGGCCCGCUCUCCUUCAGAAUAGCUGCCAUCCUUGAUGACCCUAUGGAGUGCAGCAGAGGAGAGCGACUGGCCAUUACGCUGGCCAAAGACAGCAUCAACAGGAACACAAACCGCUCCACCACUGGCAAGCUGGAGGUGGACAUCUUUGAGCUGCUCAGAGACAGUGAAUAUGAGAUGGGGGAAACAAUGUGCCAGAUAAUGUCCAAAGGGGUAGUGGCAGUCCUCGGCCCUUCUGCCAGUCCGGCCUCCAACUCCAUCAUCAGCAAUAUCUGCGGAGAAAAGGAGGUUCCCUAUGUCAAGGUAGCUCCAGAGGAUAUACUGAAGGUCCAGUUUCCCCGGUUCACCACUCUGGACCUGAGGCCAACCAACACUGACAUCAGCCUGGCAGUGGCUGGCCUCCUGACCUUCUUUAACAGCACCACCGCCUGCCUCAUCUGUGCCCAUGCUGACUGCUUAUUAAACCUGGAGCAGCUCCUCAGGCAGUUCCUCAUCUCCAAGGAAACUCUGUCAGUGCGCAUGCUUGAUGACAGCCAGGACCCGACCCCUCUCCUGAAGGAGAUACGAGAUGACAAGACUGCCACCAUUAUAGUUGAUGCCAACGCCACCAUGUCACAUAUCAUUUUGGAGCGGGCAUCAGAACUGGGAAUGCUGUCCGUCUACUACACGUACAUCUUCACCUCUCUGGAAUUCUCUUUACUACGACUAGACGACGUGGCGGACCAACGAGUCAACAUAGUCGGUUUCUCAGUCUUCGAUAAAACUCAUCCCUUCUUCCAGGACUUUGUUCUCAGCCUCAACCGCUCCUGGCAAGAGAACUGUGACCAUGCACCCUUCGCUGGCACCCCACUCUCCUCUGCUCUGCUCUUUGAUGCGGUGUACGCGGUGGUGGCAGCGGUCCAGGAGUUGAACCGCAGCCAGAACGUCGGUGCCACUCAGCUCUCCUGCAAGUCCUCCAAGAUUUGGGAGCACGGCACCAGCCUCAUGAAUUACCUGAGGAUGGUAGAAUUGGAAGGUCUAACAGGCCACAUUGAAUUCAACAGCAAAGGCCAGCGGUCUAACUACGUCCUGCGGAUCAUGCAGAAUAGCAAGGAGGGCCUGAGGCAGAUUGGCCUGUGGCACUCUGAAAACGGACUGUCCAUGGAGAAAAAGCUUCCAUCAAUCAACGUGACGGACACGCUCUUCAACACCACGCUCACCAUCACGACAAUACUGGAAAAUCCGUAUCUAAUGCUGCGGCGGAACCACCAGGAAAUGGAGGGAAAUGACCGCUAUGAAGGCUUCUGUGUGGACAUGCUGAAAGAGCUGGCAGAUAUCCUCAAGUUCAAGUAUCGUAUCCAUCUAGUUGGGGAUGGACUGUACGGGGUCCCCGGGGCUAACGGAACAUGGACCGGCAUGGUUGGAGAGCUUAUCUCAAGGAAAGCUGACCUGGCCGUUGCGGGACUCACCAUCACAGCAGAGCGCGAAAAAGUCAUUGACUUUUCCAAGCCUUUUAUGACCCUUGGUAUCAGUAUCAUGUACCGCGUCCACCUGGGACGUAGACCAGGCUACUUCUCCUUCCUCGAUCCCUUCUCCCCUGGAGUUUGGCUCUUCAUGCUUCUGGCCUACUUGGCAGUCAGCUGUGUCCUCUUUCUAGUGGCCAGAUUGACGCCGUAUGAGUGGUACAACCCCCACCCCUGUCUUAAGGGUCGCUGUAACCUGCUGAUCAACCAGUACUCCCUUGGCAACAGUUUCUGGUUCCCUGUUGGAGGCUUCAUGCAGCAAGGGUCCACCAUCGCGCCCAGAGCUCUGUCCACGCGCUGUGUGAGCGGAGUGUGGUGGGCUUUCACAUUAAUCAUCAUCUCAUCCUACACUGCAAACCUUGCUGCCUUCCUGACAGUCCAGAGGAUGGAGGUGCCAAUUGAGUCGGUUGACGACUUGGCAGAUCAAACGGCGAUAGAGUACGGCACCAUGCAUGGAGGAUCCACCAUGACCUUCUUCCAGAACUCCCGCUAUCAGACCUAUCAGCGCAUGUGGAACUUCAUGUACUCAAAGCAGCCCAGUGUGUUCGUGAAGAGCACAGAGGAGGGGAUCGCCCGCGUCCUCAAGUCCAACUACGCCUUCUUGCUAGAAAGCACCAUGAACGAGUAUUAUCGCCAGAGGAACUGCAACCUGACUCAGAUUGGAGGACUGCUGGACACCAAGGGCUAUGGCAUCGGCAUGCCGCCGGGGUCAGUGUACCGUGAUGAGUUUGACCUGGCCAUUCUCAAGCUGCAGGAGGACAAUCGCUUGGAGAUCCUCAAAAGAAAGUGGUGGGAUGGUGGCAAGUGUCCAAAGGAGGAGGACCACCGAGCUAAAGGUCUGGGUAUGGAGAAUAUCGGUGGCAUCUUUGUGGUGCUGGUGUGCGGCCUGCUGGUGGCUAUCUUCAUGGCAGUGCUGGAGUUUGUCUGGAUGUUAAGGCAAACACCAGGAAAUGAGCAGACAGUGUGUGAGGAGAUGAUGCGAGAGCUCCAGGGCAUCGUCCUGUGUCGCGACAGCCUGCAGGUGAGGCGGCGGCGGUCGGCUUCAGUGAUGAGGCCGCGGCCUUUACCGCUGGAGGAGCGCCGGGCACGAGCCGCCGCUGUGAGCCUCAGCAACGGCAAGCUGUGUGGGGGCACCGGACUGCCUGAACCCCUCUCGCACAGACUGGCCCAGGAGGCUGCCCUGGUUGCAAGAGGGUGCAGCCACAUUCGCAUUUGCCCCGAGUGCCGGCGCUUCCAGGGACUGAGGAUGCGUCCUGCGGGGGGCACCGGCACAAUCCCCUCUCCCACACACAGUGAAGAGAGCAUAGAGUGGGACAAGACCACAAAUAGCAGUGAACCUGAAUAACACCUGGUGAUUCCAAUUGGACUGACUCUUCAGGCAGCCACCUCUCUACUUUCCAGGGAUCAAAGAUCACGUAGUAUUUUCAUACAACAAUUUGGAGCACGGUCUUAAAGGGCAGGACAGUUCUGUAGAAGUUUUUUUUUUGCCCGAGAGGCAACAGCCAGCAGUCAGUUUUUUGGAAUCUCCUGACUUUUUUUUUCAAGGAGACAGGAAAAACUGAUGAUUCUGUCUCGUUGUGGUCUGUCCCUGUUGGCCCUUUGGACCAUAUGAAAGAGGACAGGCAAAAACAGCCGUGGGGCAUUUGUACUAUGCAGUAUUUUCAGUCAUUUAUCAUUGUGCCGUUUCUUUCUUUUUUUGUUUUUAAAUUAUUUGUGCCCUGUGUUGGAUUAUCAGUACUGGAUAUUAUUAUUCUGUUGUACUUGGAGGGGGGGGGGGGCGCGGGCGCGGGCGACGUCCUUUUAUAUCAGAUAAUUUGCUGUAUGAACAUAUAUUGUCCCAGAAGAGCUGCAGAGAUAAACAGACUGAUGCAAGGGCAUCCUUCACGUGGUUUCAUUUUGAAAUGGCCAAGAACAAUAAGUAUUACCUUAUGGCUGGAGGAAGCGCCGCAGCCUUGAGAAGACGACAGAAUCAACUCGACUGGAAAAAAAAAAAAAAAAAAAAAAAGACACAAAAACCAAUGACAUUCUUUGAUAGUAGUGAUAUUCUAUUAAAACAUUGUUUAUCUGUUGGUAUCUCUGAAAGACAACGAUGCAUGUCCAGGGGUGUUGGCAAGGGCUCAUUGAAUGACUAAUUGCUUUUUGGUGGCUGAGUAGCUGAAAACAUGUUUUCAAUGAAGGCUGGUGUCCACACGUUCACACAAAACACACAGUUUUAUUUCCUCCUCUCUGUGUCCCAAGAUCACCUUCUCCUCCCAUCUGGCCUACAUCUUUGACACCGUUGCACAUUUAUUGUCUCACCACCUUACCUCUUUAUGAUUUCUCAUGAAAAAAUACAAAAAAAAAAAGUCUUCUGCAUCGGAGAUAAGACGCCAUUUCCUUCAUCUCACAUUAUUCAAGGGUGAUUCGGGUUUCGCGAGGACAAGCCUGUGUGUGUGUGUGUGUGUGUGUUAUAAAUGAAACCCAGCAUACAUCCCAACCAACCAAAAACAUCUAAACUGGUAAAGGAAAAAUGUACUUAUAUCAGCAGUUGACUCAACUUGUUUUAAAUGUCAAGGCAGUUAAACCUUUAUUGAAUGUGACAUUUUAAACACUGCUUCCAGGAGUUUUCCAGUUCAGAUCAGCCUACACACUGUCUGACAUUUGCAUAGUUUUGCAAAAAUCUAACCAAACAUUGAAUGUAUUUAGAAAUUACGGACAACAUUAACUCAAUUAUGUAUCAGUUUCAUUUUGUAAUUACAUUAUUGGAAUCAGUCAAAUCGAAUUAGUUGAAGUUGUAACAGUGAGUGCAGUUUGUAGUGAAAGGUUAUCAUUAAGUUUGGUUGUAUUUGGGAUACACAUCACAUCUCGAACUGAAACAAUGGGAACAAACUACCAGCAAGAGGUUUUUUUUAAGUAGCAACCAGUUCAUUUCAUAGCCUGUGACACAUAUGACUUGAUAUAUUCUCACUGAGCUGACUGGUUUGAAGGUGCGACUCUAUGAUAGCCUGACUCUUGCACGGAGGAAGUCGGCAUUCAUUUGCCUCUUGUCACUGCUUCUUGCUUCUUGUGUCCAUCCUUUUGAAUCGGCCUGUCGGAUUCUGUCAGUCACUUGUCCUUCAGACAUUGACCGCCAACUCCUCAUGGGUUGAAGGUACAGCUGCAGCGUCUCCCAAAGUUCGCUUUCUAUCUCCAUCAUGCAGGUUGUUAUGGUUAGAAACUGCAUAUGCUGCACUGUAUAUGCAGAGAGUGACCCGGAGAAGGUGUCCACUCCACUGACCACAUCCAAAUAUGUCAAUGUCCAUGUAAAAACCACAUAGACGUAACAAACCUUUGACCAACAGACAGUCAUAUAUUUAUGGUCGCACUAUUUCAUACACUUUAAACCAUUCUUUCACCCGUUUUACAGUUCCAUAUCCACAGCUUCAUUAUUUCACACAAACAGCAUCUACUGAUCGGAGCAGUUUCAGAUCCUCUGUGAUCAUGUGACACUGUGGCAGAUCGACAACUAACAGACCCAAGCUGUAAUGUUCUCAAUAUUCUGUGUGGCUUGGAUCACAAAAAAAGUGGAAUUUCUGUUUGUGGAGGUCACGUUGCGGUUGCUGAAAAGUGUUUCGGGACUUCAAAUGGCUUUUUUUUGACUACAGCCUGCUUUGUGUCUGAACCCCCACGAAACACAGCAGCGUCUGACACGUUUUGAUACACCACAGGAUAAAGAUGCAGAGAUAAAAAAUGGACGAGCAAAGGAAUCAAAUUAUCGUCUGCUGAAGAGUCAAUCACAUCAUCUAAUCCUCUAGUAAUGAGUUGCUGUCACCCCACCGAAGAAGUGCUUUUUAAAGUGUUCCCCAGUAAUCAUCCAAAGUGCUGUUUUUAAUUACAUUAACAAAGAUACAGGACUACAUGCAGUGCGUGAUGUGUUUACUUGGCAACAUUAUGCCAGCUAGACACACUCACAGUGUGGAAUGGACUGAUUGUCCAUGUGAACUUUCUAUAUUUCUUUAUAUAAUACAGUAACUCGUUAAAAGGAAACUGCAGAGUACAGAAAAAAAAAAACACCCACAUGUCAUCACUGGUUUUUCUAAAACAGUUUCCUAUCCAUCUCCUGAAUGUCACUAAGAAACUCUUGAGAUUAGCUGACACUGACUCCUUAAGGACAAAAGCAUUUACAGAGGUGCUAAAUCAAGUGGAGUAGGAAUGAGACUGGCAAUCACCUUGAAGCCAUGACGAGCAGUAGAGUAAGAAUUAAAACAAAUCCCCAUGGAAACGCUGGCCAACCUUUGCUGGGAGACCACAGAGAGAUGCUCGGGCUUGGCUGCUAUGUUUUAUAUACUUUAGUUUUCUUAUGUUGACAUUUUAUUCCAUUAUAAAUAAAGUUGUUAAUGUAGGCACAGUUCUGCUUGAUCCUAGAUUUGUCUCUUCUUCUUUACUCUGAUGUUUUGGGCCUUUUAAGCUGUACAGAUUUGUCGUGCUAAAUGGCGUCUGAGUGCACUUUGCUUUUGAAGGUGUAUUAUUUAACCGGGAGGGAAUAUUCAGAUAAGUGUGACACGCUCAUACUGUAUGCGGAAAGGUCUUAUGAGGAUGUAUAUGUUUCCAGCUGAGUGAACAUGGUUGAUUGUUGGGUGAACCCAAAGUGAGCUGAUGAAUACAGUAUCUAUCUCCCAUCAUUAAAUGAACAUGUGUACAACUGAGAAUGUGUGUGGGCAGAACGUCUAACACAGGCUAAUGAGUUAAACAACUCACUCAUGUGCUGUAUAUGCAUCCUCUCACCCACAGUGCAUACAUCACUGUGAUUUUAGUGGAUAUUUCUCUCUCCCCUCAGGAUAAUGAGUGAACCACACACAACACACCGUGACUCUGAUUUACAGUUUAAUUCCGACUGCCUUUCUCUCUCUCCUCUCUGAGUGCCUGUCUCGCAAUCUUUCCACUGCAGCACUAGUGGCGACGUCUCUGGCCCAUCACACAGCCCUGCACCUCACACAGUUGUCCA
Messenger RNA from Solea solea (common sole), 6783 nucleotides. It is a transcript of the gene grik4, whose product is annotated as glutamate receptor, ionotropic, kainate 4. The transcript is spliced from 20 exons. Bases 262 to 3165 code for a protein of 967 amino acids. The record is from RefSeq and is a predicted model, not a curated record. Lineage: Eukaryota; Metazoa; Chordata; Actinopteri; Pleuronectiformes; Soleidae. Gene Ontology annotation, biological process: modulation of chemical synaptic transmission; synaptic transmission, glutamatergic; monoatomic ion transport. Gene Ontology annotation, cellular component: presynaptic membrane; plasma membrane; postsynaptic membrane. Gene Ontology annotation, molecular function: transmitter-gated monoatomic ion channel activity involved in regulation of postsynaptic membrane potential; kainate selective glutamate receptor activity.